AUGUGUUCAUCUAGUGAUCAUUCGAAAAAUGUUCAUCAUGUUCAACCAUUAACAAAUAUUGCAGCCAAUGAUAUCGAUCAACAAACGGAUAUUUCUUCUAUAAAUGAAAAAAUGACAUCAUCUAUUAAUAGUUCAAUUACAAAAACAAAAUUAAUACAACCACCACAUGAAAGAUGUUUACCUCCACCUGUUGCACAUCGUUUAAAUGUCAAUGAUCUAUUUGAUAUAACAACAUUAGCGUAUAGUAAACCACGUCUAGAUGUAUUAAAAGAACAUUUAUUACAAGAGGGACGUUUAACAGAAGAGGCAGCAUUAUUAAUUAUUGAAAAAGGUGAAACAUUAUUACGAAAUGAAAAUACAUUGAUUGAUUUAGAAGCACCGAUAACGGUAUGUGGCGAUAUACAUGGUCAAUUUUAUGAUUUAAUGAAACUAAUUGAAGUUGGUGGAUCACCAGCAACGACUCGUUAUCUAUUUUUGGGUGAUUAUGUUGAUCGUGGUUACUUUUCAAUCGAAUGUGUCCUAUAUUUAUGGUCAUUGAAAAUUACUUAUCCAACAACAUUUUUUCUUCUACGUGGAAAUCAUGAAUGUCGACAUUUAACAGAAUAUUUUACAUUUAAAACAGAAUGUAAAAUUAAAUAUACAGAACGUGUUUAUGAUGCUUGUAUGCGUGCAUUUGAUGCAUUACCAUUGGCUGGUCUUAUUGAAAAACAAUUUUUUUGUGUACAUGGUGGACUAUCGCCAGAAAUUAAUACACUUGAUGAUAUUAGAAAGCUUGAUCGAUUUAAAGAACCACCACCUUAUGGACCCAUGUGUGAUUUAUUAUGGUCUGAUCCGAUCGAUGAUUAUGGACGAGAAAAGAGUUUUGAUGAAAAAUUUUUAUUUAAUGCUACACGUGGUUGUUCUUAUUUUUAUACAUUCAAAGCAGUUCAUGAUUUUCUUUUACGUAAUUCAUUACUUACAGUUAUUCGAGCACAUGAAGCACAAGAUGUGGGUUAUCGAAUGUAUCGUAAAUGUCCGCAAACAGGUUUUCCUAGUCUAAUGACAAUUUUUAGUGCUCCAAAUUAUCUUGAUGUUUAUCAGAAUAAGGCAGCCGUAUUAAAAUAUGAUACAAAUAUUGUUAAUAUUCGACAAUUUAAUUUUUCAAAUCAUCCAUAUUGGUUACCAAAUUUUAUGAAUGUAUUUACAUGGAGUUUACCAUUUGUUGGUGAAAAAGUAACAGAAAUGUUGAUUAAUAUUUUGAAUAUUUGCAGUGAAGAAGAAUUAAUUACGGAUCCUGAUCAAGAGGAUGGUGAUAAUACCACGGAAGCUAAUAAUUUUCGACGUGAAGCAAUUCGAAGUAAAAUACGAGCAGUGGGAAAAAUGGCAAAAGUUUAUUCAUCAUUACGUGAAGCAAGUGAAAAUGUUAUUAAUUUAAAAGGUUUAACCCCAACGAGUAGUACAGAAAAUUUAACAAUGAUUGAUAGUUCAACAGAUUCAGAAAAUGAUGUAGACAAUAUUCUAAAACAAAAAAUAAAAGAUUUUUCAUUUUCAACAGCAAAAUCAUUAGAUCAAAUUAAUGAACGAAUGCCACCAUGGUCUGAUGAAGAAAGUAAAGAACGUCUUGCUAAAACACAAAUGAAUUCUCCUAAGAAAAUUGUCAGUGAUGAGCAUACUGAACCGGUGAUUCAAGAACAACAACAUUUUGACGAUGAAGAAGAAAAAAAUUCAGCACCUAUUGUCGUUAUAUGCAGAGAAGAUGAUACGAAAGAACGACAAACGAUAAAUGACGAGGACAAAAAACAACUAAGUGAUACACAAGCCAGUUUUGAUAUAGAUCCAUUAAUUGACUCUUCUACAAAUAAUCAUAAUCAAAAGAAACAACAAAUAGACAAGAAGAAACAAAUAAAAUCUGAACAGUCGGUACCUACUCAACCCGGUGAUAAAAUAACAUCGGCCACGAGUACACAAAAUGAUAUUGUUGAAUCAAUUGAUCUCGGUUCUAUUCAAUUAAAAUCUACUGAUGACGAAUAUUUAAAAUCGCCAUCAUCAAAUCGUUUUUCGUUAAAAAAUCCUGUUAGUUCAAUACGUUCAUGGGUUAAAAAGCAACGUUCAAAUUCAGCUUCAAUAUCAGAUGAUAUACUUAAUAAUAAUAAUAAUAAUGAACAAAAUCAUAAUAAUUUUUCAAAAAUGGAUUCAAUAACAUCAUCACAAUCAUCUAGUGUAAAACGAACACGUACCAAUUCAGCAUCGUUGAAUACUUACACGACACCACCAUUAUCCCAUCAACAAUUACAAACAUGUUCUAGUACGCCACUCAAUUAUACAUCACCGUUGUCUUCAAGAAAGAAAAAACUAUCAUUAAGAAAUGCAAAUCCAAUUUCAUUAUUAAAACGUUCCUCAGAAUCACAUAUAGUUGCCGAUAAUAAUAGUGAAAAUGGACUAUCUACAAUGACGAAUAGUGGAACAGUUGAACAACAAAAUUCUCCAUUAGUAGGCGCAUAUAGUAUGUUAAAAAAUGUCUUAUCAUCUCAUAGACACACCACCACUACUAUCACUACUACCACAACGAGUAUCACUAAUGUCACAGAUGCGAACAAUUCUGGAGAUAAAAAGUAG
Molecule: messenger RNA, 2595 nt
Organism: Didymodactylos carnosus
Lineage: Eukaryota; Metazoa; Rotifera; Eurotatoria; Philodinida; Philodinidae
Source: the annotation of a GenBank genome assembly